UCAUGGAUUAUAGAUAAUUAAUGAUUAUUUUUGAAUAAUGAACAUUGAUAUAACAAUUGCACUGAUGAUAAUUAGUUUACAGUUAUUACAACACAUUGAUUGAUAAUAAUGGUUAUGAGGCGGCAUGGUGGUGUAGUGGUUAGCGCUGUCGCCUCACAGCAAAAAGGUCCGGGUUCGAGCCCCAUGGCCGGCGAGGGCCUUUCUGUGCGGAGUUUGCAUGUUCUCCCCGUGUCCACGUGGGUUUCCUCCGGGUGCUCCGGUUUCCCCCACAGUCCAAAGACAUGCAGGUUAGGUUAACUGGUGACUCUAAAUUGACCGUAGGUGUGAAUGGUUGUCUGUGUCUAUGUGUCAGCCCUGUGAUGACUUGGUGACUUGUCCAGGGUGUACCCUGCCUCUUGCCCAUAGUCAGCUGGGAUAGGCUCCAGCUUGCCUGCGACCCUGUAGAACAGGAUAAAGCGGCUAGAGAUAAUGAGAUGAGAUAAUGGUUAUGAAAGGUGACAGUUGUUUUUCUGUGUUUAAUGUAAUGCUCUGAUGAUUGUAUGACUGCAUAAACAGGUUUAUGCUGUUACCUGCUAUUAGGGCUGCACAAUUAAUCGAAUUUAAUCAAACAUCAUGAUUUUGGCUGCCACGAUUAAAUUAAAUGAAAAUCGCGAUUUAUUUCCAUUUAAAAUGCGAGCUCUGCUGCAUAUCUGAUCAAGCACUUUUUGACCAGUACUCCGCCAAACCAUUAGGGGGCGAACCGACGCAUGUAAGGUUUCAUUACUCCGCCUAAAUAAGCAAGCAAGCCAAGUGCGCAGAGCUUCAGUGCAGCGAUAUCUUCUUCAAGGGGUGAUAGCGUGAGAGUAAGUAACAGAUUGAGGUGAGAGAGAAAAGCUAACUAUGUCGGAACAACAGAGUCAAUCUGUGUCUGAAGAAGCGGGGGGAGGUGAGGAGGAGUUUGUCCCUCGAAAGGGCUCAAGUUCUGUUAUUUGGACGUAUUUUGGAUUCAGGGCGAGUGAUGUCCAACAAAAGCAGGCGAUGUGCAGAGAGUGUCAGAGAGUUGUGUCUGCCCCGCAGGGUAACACACCAAAUCUGUUUAAUCACUUAAAGCACCACGUAGAAAAAUAUAAUGAGUGCAUGAAAGCCAAAGCCAGCGUCGUUGGCACUGCACAAAAUCCCCGUCCCGCAGCCCCAACCCAGACAACCAUCCAAGCAACACUACACCGUGCAACACGAUAUUUACCCACAUCACACAGACACCAGGAAAUAACAGAUGCAAUCGCGUUUUAUUUAGCCAAAGCCAUGGCCCCAAUAAACACCGUGAAUAAUGACGCCUUCAAAAAAAUGGUGAAAACGCUGGACAAAAGAUACGAGAUGCCGUCAAGAAAUUAUUUCUCGAAAGUGGCAUUACCUGCGCUGUACAAUCAAUGUCGGGGAAAAAUUGAGAGAGUUAUCAGCGGUCCCGUUUUAUGCUACCACGACCGACCUGUGGUCAAGCAGGACCAUGGAGCCGUACUUGUCCCUGACAGUGCAUUACAUUGAUGAGGAUUUCCAAAUUAAAACCAGUGCUUGCAGACGUCAUUUUUCCCGCAAGACCACACGGGAGAAGCCAUAGCCCAGGGAUUGAAAGAGGCACUGGCUUCUUGGAGUUUGCAAGAGGAGAGACUUGUCUGCAUCACAACAGACAGUGGGGCCAACAUCGUCAAGGCAGCAUCUCUGAAUCAGUAGACAAGGCUUCAGUGUUUUGGCCACAGGCUCCAUCUGGCCAUUGAGAAUGCUAUGAGAGAUCCACGAAUUGACCGUGCAGUGGGGAUCUGCAAGAAACUCGUCAGCAGUUUCUCUUACAGCUGGAGGCACAAAAGGGAGCUAGCACAGGCUCAAAAAGAGCUGAAGCUUCCAGAGCAUGGGCUGAAGACAGAAUGCCCCACAAGGUGGGGAUCAAGACAGUCAAUGAUUUCAAGAGUCCUGGAGCAGCAUUGGGCCAUUUCUCAAGUCUUAGCGUCUGACCAAAAAGCAAGACACCUCAUCCCAACGUGGCAGGACACUGACAUCCUGGAAGCCAUCAACAAAGCCCUCCAACCUCUGACUGAAUUCACAGAUGCACUGUCCAGUGAGAAGUAUGUUAGUAUUUCCUUUGUGAAGCCAGUCCUCCACCUGUUCAGCUCCUCCAUCCUCAAGGCAAGUGAUGAUGCUCCAGACCUGACCAACACCAUCAAAACCAAAAUCCUCACCUACUUGGAGGAAAAAUACCAGGAUCCUGAGAUACAAGAACUGCUCGAUAUGGCAUCUGCUCUCGACCCACGCUUUAAGAUGAGAUAUGUAAAUGAGGACAGGGUUGCACCAAUCCAGGCCAGACUCGUAUCUGAGAUGGUUGCAUCUGCACGAAUGGAGAUGGACCGAACUGAUCCGUGUAGAGAGACUACAGACAACACAGAGGAUGCACCAAGUACAUCUAAGAAAAAGAAGACUUUGGGGAGCUUCUUCAAAGGCACUGGGGCAAACUCAACAAGAUCCUCUCUUCUCCAGGAGUAGCAGACCGUGGCCUCUGAGCUUCAUUCAUACCUUCAGUGUGCCAGCCUGGACAGUGAAGGGGACCCACUGGACUGGUGGAAAGGGCAUCAGCAACUGUACCCACGGAUUUCCCAGCUUGCGAAGAAAUACUUAUGUAUUCCAGCAACAAGUUCUCCGUCUGAGAGGGUAUUUAGCACUGGAGGCAAUGUUGUGACCUGCCUUCGCUCAUGUUUAAAGCCAGAGCAUGUUGAUAGGCUGGUCUUUCUAGCUAAAAACUUGUAGGCCUCAGUAUAAUGCUAUGUAAUUGUUGCAAUUGAGUUUUCAGUUCCUUCAUCCUUUGGUAAUUUCUUGGAUAAAUUUCAUUUAUUUGUCAUUUUGAAAUCAGAAUUUCUCUUUAAAAUUUCAUUCUGCACUGAAAGCUGUUCAUAUUGUUUGUUUGAAUAUAGUGAAAUAAAAUUUAAGUGAUUUCGCUAACAUCGAGUAAUCGUGAUUAAUAAUCGUGAUUACAAUUUUGAUCAAGAUAAUCGUGAUUAUCAUUUUUUCCAUAAUCGUGCAGCCCUACCUGCUAUAAUGCAGAAGAUACUUGUUUACACACCAUCACCACAUCAUCCUUUCUUCCACUCUCAAUAUUAUAUUAGGUUAUUUUAGAUUAGCUUAAUUUACAUUAAGUGGUUAGGUUAAGGUUUAGGUUAGUUAACCUAUUAACUUUGGAAGAAGGUUUUUUUUUUUUGUCUUCUGUCCAGCAG
This is a messenger RNA of Neoarius graeffei (lesser salmon catfish), 3236 nucleotides long. RefSeq names its product zinc finger BED domain-containing protein 4-like. The transcript is spliced from 3 exons. Lineage: Eukaryota; Metazoa; Chordata; Actinopteri; Siluriformes; Ariidae. Bases 1759 to 2511 code for a protein of 250 amino acids. The record is from RefSeq and is a predicted model, not a curated record.